UGCUCUUCCUCUGGGCCAGUUAUUUGUGAUGGCUCUUUCCCCUUGUUAUCUGAAAAUGCAGUGCUGAAGUCUGAUUAGCCUUAAUAUAUACAUCUUUAUAUUUUAAGGAAAAAAAGAGUGUUUAUUAAAAUUAUUUCAUUAUGGUAACUCUCUGAACAUACAGUCUGUACAAUUGUACAUUGAAGUAUUUUCUGUGAUUUCCAGAAUCAGUGCUGCAUCAAUUUAAUUUUGUUUCACUGUAGUAUUAUAUCAAGGUGUUAUGCAUUGUUUUAAAUGUAGUACUGCUGUGUAUAAAUUCAAAGGAAAUUUUGGUUGUAUGAUUAAUCCCUAACAUAAUGUUUCUUGAACCCUGCUAGUCCCCAUUAUUUGCCAAAAAUUUAAGUCCCCCAUCAGGAAAGAUUUUACUCUGUCAUUGGCUCGUAAGAAUCUAAGACUAGAGAUCUCUUUUUCAGAUCACGUACUAUUGAUUCUACAUUAGUACAUGUAGUAUUUGUGAAACUCUCUCAAAAGGUAAAACUGGGUAACAUUUUGGGAAUGGAGAAAGUAUAUGCAUAUACGUCUUUGACUCUUUGCACCUUUGCUCACGAGUUGAACGUAAUUUUGAGAGGAAACUAUUUUUUCCAUUGACCUGGUACAUGCAAUGUGUUGCAAUCUUGAAUAAUUUUUUUCCUGGACUUUUUAUAGAAGGGUCUAAAUUUGAACAAAAGAUGAGGUGAAGAGGAGAGACUAAGUGACCCUGUAUUAAGAACUAGUGAGUGUAGUGACUAUUGAGAAAGAGUUAAUGGAUGGUCACGUAUUGCAUAAGCCAUAAGAUAUCAAGAAAGAGAGCGAGGCUAAGAAGUCAAGUUAAUCAAGUUGGGUGAAAUAAAUAGAUAAACAGGACUAUGUUUUUAAAGACGAAGGGAGUAUUUAUUUUCCACGAUAGAUGUCAGCAUCGGUAAUUGAUCGUAAUAAACAUAUGGAUUUUAGUCAUUGUCCUUUAAUCUAGAUUUCUAUGACUUAGCUGGUUGUAACUAACACGGUGCUUUAAUUAUAGCAUAGAAUUAUUUGAGUAGUUUGUGUUUGACAUAGUCAACAAACUGCAGCAGAAAACUGAAUAUAGUGUAACCUGGACUUUUCUAAGUGAAUUUGAGCAAGUUUUGUAUCCAACCUAUAAUUUUGUCUGCCUUUCUUCAUUCUUUGUAUCUUUUGCUCUGUAUUCCAAUCUAAAGAAAUGAGCUUAUCAAUUCGCAGCUUCGGUUCAUCAUUAUACUUCAUCCCAAUGACCUCUACUAUCUUUCAUAUCUUUAUUUUGCUGUUGUUUGUUGUCUCACAUGUACAAUCGUUGAGCUUUAGUUUCUCGAGUUUUAACCAAAACACACCAAAUAUUACCUUAAGGAACGAUACAACUCUUGUAAAUGGCGCUAUUCAGCUGACUGCCAAUAGAGCUGUUGGCGGUAACAGUCAAAGUGUAGGACGAGCAUCCUACAAUCAGGCUGUGCGCCUUUGGGAUAAAAGCACUAACAAGACAACAAACUUUACCACCCACUUUUCUUUUGAUAUCGCACAGAUAAUUAACAAUGAAAACUACUACGGUGAUGGACUCGCCUUUUUUCUAGCGCCGUUCAAUGUUUCAGCUGAUGCUCCAGGGGACUCAUCUGGUGGGUGUCUUGGUUUGAUAGGUGGUCAAUCUAGUCCUGGUCAAUCUUGCAAUGUUACGAGUACAUACCCGUUCGUUGCUGUCGAGUUUGAUAGCUUCCACAAUAGAUGGGAUCCAGGUUUUUCAGGGGCUUCGAGUAAUGAUCAUGUAGGAAUAAAUGUCAAUUCUGUAUAUUCAAAAGCAAAUUUUACAGUGACUGAAGGCCUGAAGAACAGGAGUACAGCCAAUGCAUGGAUAACUUAUGAUUCUUCUACCAGAAAUCUAAGUGUUUACUUAAGCUAUGAUGCUAAUCCUGUAUUUAAUGGAGAUUCUAACAUUUCAUAUGUCAUUGACCUGAGAUCAAUUCUCCCGGAAAGAGUCAGAGUUGGGUUUGCUUCUGCAACAGGAGCUAAUUACGAACUUCAUAACAUACUUUCUUGGGAUUUCAACUCAACCUUAGAAGAUGUCGAUAUUAGUGUUACGCCACCUCCACAAAAUAACACAAGCAAUCAACCAUCAACUAGGCCAAGCAAAAAAACAAGUAAAGCAGCAUUGGUUGGUGGCCUUGUAGGUGGUAUUAGUGUCAUCAUUAUUGGAUUAGGUGCAUUAGCAUUUAUGUGGAGGGGAAGGAGAUCCAGAGAAAAUAACGAUGACAUAAAUUUUGAUAUGGAUGAUGAUGAUUUUGAUCAGGAUACUGGGCCAAGGAGGUUUACAUACAGUGAACUUAUUCGUGCUACUAACAACUUCCCUGAGGAAGGGAAGCUAGGACAGGGAGGUUUUGGAGGUGUGUAUAGAGGUUAUCUGUCUGAUCUUAGCCGGGAUAUUGCAGUUAAGAAGAUAUCAAGGGGAUCUAAACAAGGGAAGAAGGAGUAUGUGUCAGAGGUGAAGGUUAUUAGCCGCCUGAGGCAUAAAAAUUUGGUUCAACUUCUUGGUUGGUGCCAUGAACGAGGAGACUUGCUUCUUGUUUAUGAAUUUAUGUCUAAUGGAAGUCUUGACACCCAUAUUUACGCCAACAAAAGAAAGAUGGUCUUACCUUGGACAGAGAGGUACAGAAUUGCCCAUGGCCUGGCAUCUGCCUUACUGUAUCUCCACGAAGAAUGGGAACAAUGUGUGUUGCACAGGGAUAUUAAGUCCAGCAAUGUCAUGCUUGAUUCUAAUUUCAAUGCUAAGCUUGGAGAUUUCGGGCUAGCUAGGCUUGUAGACCACAGUCUAGGAUCACAAACAACUGUAUUGGCCGGCACUUUAGGCUAUCUAGCCCCAGAGUGUGUUAUGACAGGAAAAUCCAGCAAAGAAUCUGAUGUCUACAGUUUUGGGGUGGUGGCCCUUGAAAUUGCUUGUGGAAGGCGGCCUGUUGAAUCCAAGGAAGAGCCUAGUAAGGUGAGUUUGAUAGAGUGGGUGUGGCAGCUCUAUGGAGAAGGCCGUCUUCUUGAUGCAGUCGAUGAAACACUCAAAGAAGGAGAUUGUGACAUUCAGGAAUUGGAAUGCUUGAUGAUCAUUGGGUUGUGGUGUUGCCAUCCUGAACACACUUUCCGUCCUUCCAUAAGACAGGUUAUAAAUGCUCUUAACAAGGAGUCUCCUUUGCCUAACUUGCCUACAAAGUUCCCAGUUCCCACCUAUUGCUCUUUGCCAACAAAUGUAGAACCUUUCUACAUCUCAAGCUCCUCUGGGUUAACAGGAAGCAGUGCUACUGGCACCACAAGCUCCUCAUCAGCUCACUCGGUUGUAUCUGGGACUACUCCUUUGCUGGUAGACAAUGCAAGAGUCUGAUUAGGUUUUUCUUCUUUUCUAGACUAUAUUUGUCUGAUGAAAAUUGCCCAUUUUAUAUUCUUUUUGGUUGUAAGUGAUUUCUUGGUGUUUUGUUUGUUAAAUUGUCACUUAGAUUGAUCGAAAACUUCAUUCUUUUUCUAGCAUCAGUACUGCCCUAAUAAUUUUUGCAGAGCUGUAGGAUUUUAUAUCAAUGUUUAGUGCAUUGUACACUAUAUUGCACAUUGUGUGUCUUUAGUUUCAUUCAAUUUGAGACAAUAGUUUGUUAAA
Messenger RNA from Chenopodium quinoa (quinoa), 3652 nucleotides. Its product is annotated as L-type lectin-domain containing receptor kinase IX.1-like. The coding region runs from base 1214 to 3385 and encodes 723 amino acids. Gene Ontology annotation, biological process: protein phosphorylation. Gene Ontology annotation, molecular function: carbohydrate binding; protein kinase activity; ATP binding. NCBI's taxonomy places the organism in Eukaryota, Viridiplantae, Streptophyta, Magnoliopsida, Caryophyllales, Amaranthaceae. Gene Ontology annotation, cellular component: plasma membrane. The record is from RefSeq and is a predicted model, not a curated record. The transcript has a single exon.